CAAUACCUAACCUCAUAAAAAGCAUUGACAAUGAUGUCAAGCGUUCCACGGCUUAAUUAUUCCGUAGAAAAUGAAACCGCUGAGAUUGCUACCAAGACCUUUGCUCUAAUCUUACAAAAGGCGUACGAGCAGUAUCAAAAAUUGUGGAAUAAAUAUCUGGAUUUAGUUAAGACCUAUGGAGUUGAUAGUUCUAUACACAAAGAAAUUCAAGAAGCAUGGAAGGAAGAGAAUGUUUUAAAAUCUAUACACGUAUUUACCGAAGAUGUUGAAUUUUUAACAAAAUUCAAGUAUCAAAAAAAUCUAUCGGAUGAAGAAGAAGUAAUCAAUGAUAGAAAAAGAAAUGAAAGCUUUAUGAAAGAAAAUAAUGACGUUUUAGAAAAAUCCCUGUUUGACAGGGAUAUAGAUAUUGAUGACACUAUAUAUCAAUCUCCUUGUAAAAAAUCAACAAAUCUUAUUUUACCUGAAAGUCCAAUAUUUAUGCGAAAAGAUGAAAAGUCUAUUAAUAUGAUUUCUGAAAAUGAAGUUUCUAUGAAUAGUGACAAUACAAUUAUUCCGUGUACUGUGGAAACUAAUAACAAAUCAGAUUAUAAUGAACAAAAUAUUGGCGAUAAUUGUAUAACGUCUGAACAAUAUUUAAACAAUAUAUCUUUUAAUAAUUGUUCUCCUUUUGUUGUCUGUAAUACUCCCGUAGUUAAUAAACAAUGUAAUAAGAAGAACAGAAAAAAAUUAUUUAAGAAAACUCAUCAAAAUAAACAACAGUUGAAUGAUAAUUUAGUUAGUCCUAAAAAGGAUCAAAUGAAGGAGAAAGGAAGUCCUAUAUAUUAUAAAUUUCAUACAACAUCAGAUGACAAAAAAUUAAGACAAACAACACUUCCAUUUUAUAAUAUUAAAAAAGAGGUAGAUAAUACUACUCUAACUUCUACUGAGAAAGAUGUAACAAUAAAAAAAUCUAAAAGAUUUCUAUUCAAUUGUAAAUCUUCCAUAGAAAAUAUAAUGCAAAGUGAAGCUAUAAGUGAUAGAAAAAUUGAUAUUAUAAAUUUAAAUGAUGUUAAUGAUAAGAAUGAGGCGAUAUUUGAGGAUGUAAUAGAAAGUAGUCCAAAUUACAAACACGUACAAUUAGAAAAUGAAAGUCGGAUAAAGUUAAAACGAAAACUUAAAAAGACUGACCAUAUAAAAGUAACUGCUCUGUCCUGUAAUAAUUCUAUAGAAAUGCAAAAUAAAGUGUGCUCAACAAAAAAUCCAAAUUUUUUUAUUGAUGAUGAUGGUUUCUUAUCUCCAGAGAUGAAUACUGAUAAUAUCAAAAAAAAGUGCUUGACAUUUCAUCAAGAUAUUCAAUCAAAACAAAAACUUGCUGAAAAGAAUAAUUAUGAGGGAAUUGCAUGUACAAAACAGAUUGAAUUAAAUCCACUUCAAUAUACAUGUGAUGAUGAAACAUAUUUUGAAGAAAAUUCUCAGAAAGAGAAUAAUAUUAAUAAUGUAAAUAAAAAAAUAAAUAAAAAUUUACUUAGACUUGAAAAUAUGAAAAAAAAUGACCAUGAAUAUAUCUAUACAGAUAAAUCAACUAAAAAAGAUGAUAAAGUAAAAAAUCAAAAAUGGAGUUGUUGGGAAUGUGCUGAGUAUUAUAAAAAUAAACCUGGUAUUUCUGACAAACAAGUACAAAUGUGGAAAAAUCAAUGUUCACGUCACAAAAAUGUAUAUUAUGCCAGAGAAGCAACACCACCAGGUUUUUGGGAUCCUUUAUUCCCUGAUACUAUCUCGGAUAAUACACAACAAAAAUAAUAAAAAAUUGUAAAAUUGAAACUAUAUAUAUUUUGUAGAUAAAAUAAUAUGGAAAAAUAUCAUUAUAUAUAUUUGUAAAUAUUAGAAACUAAGUUACGAUUUGUUCUUUCUGAAUAUUUAUUUGUUCAUUUGAAUAAAAUACAGUUACAUAAGAUA
Messenger RNA from Vespa crabro (European hornet), 1935 nucleotides. RefSeq lists its product as uncharacterized. NCBI's taxonomy places the organism in Eukaryota, Metazoa, Arthropoda, Insecta, Hymenoptera, Vespidae. The coding region runs from base 31 to 1779 and encodes 582 amino acids. The record is from RefSeq and is a predicted model, not a curated record. Gene Ontology annotation, biological process: DNA repair. The transcript has 6 exons.